CUCUUGUGAUCAAUACAUCUCAGACGCAGACUGAAAAUUACCACAGGAAAAAUGUCAUUCGCAGCAUACGUAGAGGGAGAAGAAAAUCGUUGCUUUAUGGUCUUGCCACGAGGUGGUGGUAGUUUGAAAGGCAGGGUUUUCGUCGUUGACACGAUUCACAUCUCGUGCAAAUCAGAUCCAUACCGAGGAGGUCGUUUCAUGUACGGAGGAAUCAUAAUCUACGGCCGCGAAGGAGAAGGAGAUUGGUACACGGCAAAUGGAACACACGGCAAAAGUGGAUAUGUUGUUAUCAUGCAAACUGACACCGAAGAAUUUAAAGAGCAACAGAAAAAAUGGCAGAGCGAACCGGGAAAAGUCCACGGCAUCAUAUACAGAAAAGCUUUCGGAGAAUCAUGCAAAAAGGUGAACGUGGUCGGUGAAGGAUUUGGAAUCAUUAAUGGUGAAUUUAAGACCAUUUCAGGCGCUUUCAAUCCUACUCACGGCGACGAUUAUCAUGAUGACAGCUGGGAAAUGCAUCCACAGUCAACAAAGUGCGUGAGAAAAGUGGUCGAAUGGUGGAAGAAAGCUGGAUAUAACUUCCUCGAAUGCCAGAAUCAUUCGGUUAAAAGUCUCUUGUCCUCUGACAAUGACUAAAACUAUACAGCUGGCACGGAAAUUGUCAGAGUUUAACUCAUAAGCUUUGAUCGCAUGAGACACGGACUAUUCGUAUAGUUAUGGUGCUAUUUUGUAUGACACGAUGCGUCUCAAGAUCUUCAGUUACUUCACACAUUGUAUGGGCAAGAAUACAUGCUAUUCAAGAAACACAAAUUUGAAAACAAAGUGUAAAGAAAACUUUAAAUAAUUAUGAAAUGAUAGGACCAAAGUUACUCCUACAUGUUUAAAGCAUACUCUUUAAUUUUCUUUAACAAUAAAAGAAACAAACCGGAGUAUUGUUGCGAACUGAACAAUCAAAGCGGUUGCUAAAAUAAAAUUUCAAAUAAUAAGUUACGACAAUUAUGCGUAAAGAAAUCGACAAACGAGAAAACAAAAUAGAGUUGUACGAGAUCCGGGGACAAAUGGCUGGUUAACGGUUAAGGACGAAAUAAAACGAUUGAGGAAAACGAUCCGGCACAGUUUAAAUGAUGAAGCCGAAUGAAUUUAUACGAAUGACACAAACAAAAGAAACUACGCCAAAAAAAAAAAUAGAACAUCGAUGAAAAA
Messenger RNA from Pocillopora verrucosa, 1200 nucleotides. RefSeq lists its product as uncharacterized. Lineage: Eukaryota; Metazoa; Cnidaria; Anthozoa; Scleractinia; Pocilloporidae. The record is from RefSeq and is a predicted model, not a curated record.